GCGACUGACGGAGGUGACUGCGGACGAAUCGGCGUCGGCGGAGCCUGGAGAGUUUCGGGUGUCUGUGCUAGUCGCUGCUUUUGGCGCGAAAGAUGCCGGGUCUGACCGCCCAAGGCCCUGCCCCGUCUGACUCGCAGGAGAAGAAGCCGCUGAAGCCCUGCUGCGCCUGCCCUGAGACGAAGAAGGCGCGCGAUGCGUGCAUCAUGGAGAAAGGAGAAGAGCACUGUGGACACCUAAUUGAGGCCCACAAGGAGUGCAUGAGAGCCCUGGGAUUUAAGAUAUGAAACGGUGAUCUGCUCUGUGAAUGAAUAAUUCCUGAAGAAUGAAGAAGAUUCAAUAAUGUUGGGAGUUCUUUGGUGAACUUUGAUAAAUGGAAAAAGUAUAAUUUUUAAAAA
Equus quagga is the source of this 395-nucleotide messenger RNA. RefSeq names its product cytochrome c oxidase copper chaperone. Bases 93 to 284 code for a protein of 63 amino acids. Gene Ontology annotation, molecular function: copper ion binding; copper chaperone activity. Gene Ontology annotation, cellular component: mitochondrial intermembrane space. The record is from RefSeq and is a predicted model, not a curated record. Gene Ontology annotation, biological process: mitochondrial respiratory chain complex IV assembly. The transcript has 3 exons. Lineage: Eukaryota; Metazoa; Chordata; Mammalia; Perissodactyla; Equidae.